AUGGUUUGUACUUGUGAAAAUCUAAAGGCUUCAAGAGGAUACAAGUGCCAACUAGGUUCUAUUAGGAACCUGCGUAAAGAGAUCACAAAUGUACUUUCCAUUAAAACACCAUUCACAGAAAUAAGGUUAGAAGAAGGAAAUAUCAACGCCUAUACUUACCAACAUGAAACCACUAUUGCUCUUGAGUCAAGCCUUAUGUUCAACAGCGCGCAUUACAUCAUAGAACAAUCUUGUGAUAUAACAUUUGAAGAAAUAAAAGGCUGCUAUGAUUGUCUUGAAGUAGCACAAGUUAAACUCUCGUGCAUAACUCGCGUUAAUGCCUGGCCAACUGUCCAGUGCGAAUCUCAAGUGUUCUCCGUCGAAUGUGGGCCAUCGAACAAAAUUAAUGUAGUAUAUCUGGAGUUUAGUAGCGCUCUGAUGCACCAAAAACGUCAUACGUCUUGCAAUGAGCAUGAGAUCACAUUUGAUCUACAUGGAACACUUGUAUACCACCCCAGAAAUAAGCGAAGUCAGAUUUAUUCCGAAGAAAACAGCGAAGAAAGCGCAAGCGAGUACCUUAGAAGAUAUGAUCUACCUGAUCUUCAAUCACUCUUGAAAGUUCUUGUGUUGAAAGUUGAAAGUGCACAAUGGUUGAUAUAA
Necator americanus (New World hookworm) is the source of this 639-nucleotide messenger RNA. RefSeq lists its product as uncharacterized. NCBI's taxonomy places the organism in Eukaryota, Metazoa, Nematoda, Chromadorea, Rhabditida, Ancylostomatidae. The record is from RefSeq and is a predicted model, not a curated record. The transcript has a single exon. Bases 1 to 639 code for a protein of 212 amino acids.